AUGGGGCUCCAGCUGUGCAUUACUGCUGUGCUGCUCUUUGGUGGAGGAGAAGGGAGAGAGUUUCCUGGCAGCCUGAUCUGUCUGAACAACUAUGUGACCACCGUGAGCUGCAUGUGGGCAACGGAGGAGCCUGUGGGCGAUGGACCUUUCCACCUGCACUUCACCAACCUCUGGUCAAAGGGCCAAAACGCCAGCUGCAAACUGACUGCCAAAGAGAGCAUGCGGAAUCAAUACCACUGCAUAAUCCAUUUAGCCAGCCAGAUCUUGGAAACAGAUGGUUAUAGAGUCUCUCUCCAAGGGAACUUCUUUGGACAUAAUCACACGUACAUUACCUUUCCAGAGUACAGUCCCCGGAAGCACAUAAAACUUGAUCCACCUUUGAACAUCCAGAGCAACGUCACUGCCAGCAAGUGUCAGAUAUGGUGGAGUGUGCCUUGGUACCUUGUUGAAAUUCUUCAAUAUGAGUUGCAAUAUAAGGAGUACAGCACAUCCUGGGAGAUCGCGUUGAACAAGACACUGUCCAGUUCACUACCACAGGUAGAAAUUGAAGUCACAGAGCUUCACAGUGGUGUUGCUUACAUUGCACGAGUUCGCUGCAAAGUUUCUGAAAAUGAGGACUCGUACCAUAGUCAGUGGAGCGAGUGGAGCCAGACAACAGUGUUUCAAAAAGCAGGUGUACCAAAACUGUCUGAAAAGAUCCUAAAUACCAGAACUAUGCAUUUCUUGUUCAUUCCUCUGAGUUUUGGCACUUUACUCUAUUUAUUUUGGAACUGCAAGCUUUCUUCAAGGUGAGGCAAAAAGCCUCUCCUGCUUUAACAUUCCCACACCAGCUGCUUUCUUUCAGCCACUCUAUAAUUUCCACAAUGGGAAUUUUAAGG
This is a messenger RNA of Tauraco erythrolophus (red-crested turaco), 878 nucleotides long. Lineage: Eukaryota; Metazoa; Chordata; Aves; Musophagiformes; Musophagidae. The record is from RefSeq and is a predicted model, not a curated record.